Molecule: messenger RNA, 1725 nt
Organism: Danaus chrysippus (African queen)
Lineage: Eukaryota; Metazoa; Arthropoda; Insecta; Lepidoptera; Nymphalidae
Source: the annotation of a GenBank genome assembly
AUGUUGGUCCGUGACGCGUCUCGUCUCGACGUCUGGUGUCUCCGAGGCGGUUAUCCAGCUAAGUUGAAAAAGGUGUUAAUAGUGACGGCACCGUUGUGGUUCAAGGCUCCAUUCCGUAUCCUACGACUGUUCGUGCGUGAGAAGCUACGUGAGCGCGUGCACACCGUGAGCGCGCCACAGCUUGGCGCCCACGUGCCACGAGCCAGCUUGCCCAAACAGCUCGGCGGACAGCUGGAACCUGACCACGCCGCCUGGCUGGAACACUGCAGGAAAUGUUAUACGAACAACUUGAACACGAAACUGGACGGUGUCAUUGAUGACUAUGUGAUUAGUAAUCAUAUACCGCCCAUCAAGACACAGAAUGGUAUAAUAGAUGCGGAUGGGUCGUGUGUCAUGAACGAUACACAAGACAUCAUGCACAUAAGCGACGCUCCGUACACUUGCGACCCGAACCCUUUGAGACACACACACGGCUACAAUGGCGAUAUGAAGACAGGACACAUUAAUUCCGGCGAUGAAGACGACUUGGAUUUAAUAACCCGCGGCACGUGGUCGUCGGGCGAGGCGUCUCCCGGGGCUUCGGACGAGGAGUGCGGCGGGGGCGGAGCGCCCGAGACACCCGCCGCCCUCCUGGCCAGGGUCAACGCCCUCGGACGAAGAGGUCUCUGCGCCGAGUACGACGAAAUACGAGCCAGACCUCUAGCCGGGACCUUCCAUCACGCUAAACUGCCGGCCAACUUGUCCAAGAACCGCUACACGGACGUGUUGUGUUACGACCACUCGCGAGUGGUGCUGUCCACGCUUGACGACGAUCCUCACUCGGACUAUAUCAACGCUAACUACGUGGACGGGUACAAGCAGAGGAACGCGUUCAUCUCCACACAAGGUCCAUUACCAAAAACAUUCGGCGACUUCUGGCGCAUGGUGUGGGAGCAAGGAUGUCUUGUGAUAGUGAUGACUACUAGAACCGUGGAGAGGGGUCGCGUUAAAUGCGGGCAGUACUGGCCGGGGGUUGCCGGACAGAGUUCCGUAUACGGUGGACUGUCCGUAUAUACGGAGGCUGUAGAUGAGGGUGACCAUUAUACGGUGACCCACCUCGUACUGACGGACACUAGGACCGACCAGCGGAGGAAGAUCUGGCACGGACAGUACACGAGGUGGCCGGACUAUGGUGUACCGGGUGGGGGCCGAGCCGCGCCUGUAUUGGCCUUCCUAGAGGAUGUACGAAGGGCGCAGCAGCGGGCCACCAACGAGCUGGGCGACUCGUGGGCUGGUCACCGUCGCGGGCCGCCGAUGAUAGUCCACUGUUCAGCGGGCAUCGGCCGCACGGGCACCUUCAUCACGCUGGACGUGUGCCGCGCGCGCCUGCUGGCCGAGGGCGCGGCGGACGUGCGCGCGGCCGUCGAGCGCGUGCGGGCACAGCGCGCACACUCCAUACAGAUGCCGGACCAGUAUGUCUUCUGUCAUCUGGCGCUGCUCGAGUACGCGGUACGUGCGACACACGCACACACAGACACACAGAGAGAGAGAGAGAGAGAUAGAGAGAGAGAGAUCCAUUAUAGAGAGCGGUCAGGAGUUCCACGUUCAUCCUUCAUACAUACCGAGUCUAUAACAACAACGCACAUAGAGGGCAGUCUGACCGCGGUGCUCUUUGUGAUGCACGGGUACCUAGAGUCUGCUGAUCUGACGGGCUUCGACGACGAAAACGACGACGAGUCCGAAUGA